UGUAGCUCGCGUCGUGUCGAGAGUUAGCAUUGUUCUGCUGAUACUCAGCCUCGUGAUUUUGUUUUAUCUCUGGCAGCGCUCGUUUACGAUUGGACACGAUGAAUUAUAUUUCAAUCAUACGCUUGCCAACAUUCUCAAGCCUCGCUGGAUGGACAGCCCGGGUCACGAGGAAGUGGCCAGUUUUCUCUUUGACGAACUGGGUUCACUUGGGUUUAUUGCGUUCCGCGACCAGUUCUUUGACCAACGAACGUUUACCAAUAUUUUGGGUAUUAUGAAUAUAGAUGCCCCAAGUUUCCUAUUGCUCACCUGUCAUUACGACUCGAAGUUUUUGAAAAACUCUCCGGACUAUGUGGGUGCCACAGAUGGCGCUGUUUCGUGUGCGAUACUUCUCCACAUGGCCAAGGUGUUACAUGAGUACCUUCGUGAGCAGUUCCCCAACAAAGAGGAUAUUGGCUUGAUGCUAGUGUUCUUUGACGGCCACGAGUCCAUGCUGGAAGAUGUCAAAGAAGAUCUCAAUUCUCUUAACGGUUCGCGACACUUUGCUGCAAUCGAAACUAUGCCCCUACGAAGUAUUGAGUUAAUCAUUUCAUUAAACCUUAUUGGCGCGCCGGAUCAUAUCUUUCUGAGCCACUUUAGUAAUACGUAUAUCUUGCAUGAGCGCCUGGCAGACAUCGAAGCGGAGCUGAGAAAAGCGGGUCAGCUCACCGAGUGCCACAAGCUGUUCCAUAAGAUCAAAGAUCAUGAUAGCGACAUUGAAGAUGAUCAUUAUCCCUUUAUAAGUGAAGGCGUGACAGCUAUGCAUAUAGUGCCCCAUACUUAUCCAGAAUAUUGGCACACAGAAAAGGAUAACUUAGCAAAUCUCUACUGGCCAGCAAUACGUAAUAUGAACUUGAUUUUUCCCCAAUUCGUUUACGAGUAUUUGGAAAAUCAUAUUGAAUUCCUAUCAAGAAUUGGCAAAUAUGGAUAA
Molecule: messenger RNA, 967 nt
Organism: Drosophila arizonae
Lineage: Eukaryota; Metazoa; Arthropoda; Insecta; Diptera; Drosophilidae
Product: glutaminyl-peptide cyclotransferase
Molecular function (GO): zinc ion binding; glutaminyl-peptide cyclotransferase activity
Source: RefSeq, a predicted model, not a curated record